This is a messenger RNA of Schistosoma intercalatum, 1930 nucleotides long. Lineage: Eukaryota; Metazoa; Platyhelminthes; Trematoda; Strigeidida; Schistosomatidae. The record is from the annotation of a GenBank genome assembly.
UCCCGCUUAAUUUCUAAAGGCGCUAUCUUAGAACUGACCGUUUACACUUUACGAAGCAUUUGUGUAAUUAUUCAAAGGGGGUUACACCGUUUCUGAAGCGUAUUCUAUAAUAAAAAUGAUGUUGCAUCCUUCAGAUUCUGAAGAUAUUGUCGAAGAGAGAGUAAUAAAUGAAGAAUACAAGAUAUGGAAGAGGAAUACUCCGUUCUUGUACGAUAUGCUGAUGUCACACUGCUUGGAAUGGCCAAGUUUAACUGCUCAGUGGCUGCCAUCUGUGGAAAGGACUGGGCGAGAUUACUCCGUUCAUCGUUUAAUACUGGGGACUCACACAUCUGAUGAGCAAAAUCAUUUAUUGAUAGUUACGGUUCAUCUACCAAAUGACCAGGCAGAGUUUGAUGCAAGUGCUUAUGAUAGUGAACGAGGUGAUUUCGGGGGAUUUUAUUUUCCAUCUGGGAAGUUGGAAAUAUCAAUGAAAAUAAAUCAUGAAGGUGAAGUCAAUCGUGCUCGGUUUAUGCCACAGAAUCCAGACAUAAUAGCUACCAAAACACCAAGUGGUGAUGUUUUAAUAUUUAAUUACCCAAGACAUCCACCGAAAACUCCAUCAGACCGUGGUUGCCAACCUGAUUUACGUCUCAAGGGUCAUCAAAAAGAAGGUUAUGGUCUUUCAUGGAAUGUGUCUCUUAAUGGUCAUCUCCUUUCAGCAUCUGAUGAUCAGACAAUUUGUUUGUGGGAUGUUAAUGCUGCUCCUUUAGAUGGCUGUGAUCUAGAUGCGAUGGCUAUCUUUACGGGUCAUCAUUCAGUAGUUGAGGAUGUUUCUUGGCAUCUUUUCCAUGGACAUAUUUUUGGUUCAGUAGCAGAUGAUAACAAACUUAUGGUUUGGGAUACACGGAGUUCAAAUCGUACAAAACCUCAGCACCAAGUAGAUGCUCAUACAGCCGAAGUCAAUUGUCUUGCUUUUAAUCCGUUUUCUGAGUUUAUUAUUGCGACGGGAAGUGCAGACAAAAUUCUCAGUAAAUGAAUUCAUUAUUCUGUUAUGAAAAUGAGCUGUAUGUUGGAGUAUAUGUGUACCACUGUUAUAUUAAUAUCAUGACCCCCAUCCGUUCCAAGAUGCUGUUGGCUUUAAAAUAUUUCAGUUAUCUAAAAUCAGGUGUUAUUUGCAAUUUAUAACCAAUGCCUUUAAUAUAGCAUUUUUUAUCCAAAAAUAUCUGUAGACUGUUGCUCUUUGGGAUCUGCGUAAUCUUCGGCUGAAGCUACAUUCAUUUGAAUCUCAUAGGGAUGAAAUAUUCCAGGUCCAGUGGUCUCCACAUAAUGAAACUAUAUUGGCAAGCUCAGGGACUGAUCGUCGUCUUCAUGUCUGGGAUUUAAGUAAGAUAGGUAUUGAUCAGACUGCUGAAGAUGCGGAUGAUGGACCUCCUGAGUUAUUGUUCAUUCAUGCUGGGCAUACAGCAAAGAUUUCAGAUUUUUCGUGGAAUAUUAAUGAUCCGUGGGCUAUUUGCUCUGUAUCUGAGGAUAAUAUUUUACAGAUCUGGCAAAUGGCUGAGAAUAUAUACAAUGAUGAUGAAAUAGAGAUGGGGAAUCCAGAACUUGAACAGCAUUCUUAGCUCGCUACUUUCUAAUCCAUUUUGUUUUAUGUUUUCGUAUAUUCUGUGUGUUUCCUUAACGUUGUGUAUAUAAGAUGCACCAAGAAAUAAACAUCAAAUUUAGUGUUUUCUACACAUGGUUGUUAUUUUGCUAAUUCAUCUAUUGAGUAAACGUUUAACUUUGAAUUAUGAUCAUUAUAAUUGAUAAAGUGAUAGGCCCUGAUUAUUAGUGUAAUAUUCAUUAAGCCACACAAUUUAAAUAUGUACGUUUACAUCAAGAUGUUUUGUUGAUCCCUACUUGGUGAUUACCAGCUAUUUGUAAUACUAUUUUUCAUUUCAGUAGACGUCUAUCA